CAGAGAUUUAAUGUAAAUGAACUGUUUUUAUAAUUGAAUUAUUAUAAAAGAUUUCAGUGCUCUAUUGGCAAAUUACUUUAAAGUGAUUUAAAGUAUUUUUUUAUAACAAGGUUUUCUUGGCUUAAUGCAGAGCACUGCUGCGUAUAGUUUAUGUUCUGAAUUAUUUGUAAUGAUCAUAAAUUAUAGAACAUGUACUUAUGUUGCAGGCUGAAAUUACGUUCUCCCUUGUUUCAGACAGAGAAGCUGAAUUGUGUAAAUGGACGUCCGAAUCAUUAGCCAAAACGGAACCUGGGAAAAGCCUUUUCUUUGUUAUGAGUUUAGUAACACGUCUUGUCAGAAGUUUGUCUAUCCUUUGGAAACUCGAAUAUUUCUCUACAUCCUUUUUAGUGUCUCUUCAGUUGUCACAACCAUAGGAAACCUGUUGGUGAUCAUAGCGGUCGUUCAUUUCAAGCAGCUUCACACACCAACUAACUACCUCAUCCUGUCGCUGGCCGUGGCCGAUCUGCUUGUAGGAGGAGUUGUGAUGCCUCCCAGCAUGCUGCGCUCCAUCGAGACGUGCUGGUAUCUGGGAGAUUUGUUCUGUAAAAUACACAGCAGUCUUGAUGUGACAUUGUGCACUACGUCAAUUUUAAACCUCUGUAUCAUUUCUUUAGACAGAUAUUAUGCCAUAUGUCACCCCUUUCAAUAUCACAGUAAAAUGACAUCACAGGCCACACUAGUUAUGAUUAUUAUCUGCUGGACUGUUUCAGCUGCUCUGGGGUUUGGCAUGAUCUUCAUGGAGCUGAAUAUUCUUGGCAUUGAAGAUUUUUACUAUGAGAACAUUAAAUGUGAUGGAAUAUGCACAUUGUUUCAGAGCAGAAAGUCAGCUACCAUAAUGUCAUUGACCUGUUUUUACGUUCCCGCAGUUGUCAUGCUCUGCAUAUAUAUGAAAAUCUUACAUGUGGCUAAAAGGCAGGUGCAGGCCAUUCAGAGCGUGAAUUCUGAAUUAAAAAAGGAGGGAAAAGCCACUAAGACUUUAGCCAUCAUCAUGGGGGUAUUUCUGACUUUCUGGAUACCUUUUUUCCUUUGUAAUGUUAUCGAUCCCUUCAUUGGGUACUCUGUACCUCCACUGCUGUUUGACAUGUUCUAUUGGAUUGGAUAUUAUAAUUCCAUGUGUAAUCCUAUAGUGUACGCCUUCUUUUACAGCUGGUUCAGACAUGCAUUCAGAAUCGUUCUAUCUAAAGCAAUAUUUCAGACAAAUUCUUCAAGAACAACCCUAAUGUAAUAAUGAAACAGAUUAUAUGCAAAUUUAUUUAUUGAUAUCUUCUUUUCUGAUUGGUAAGAAUUUGACCCUAAGAUACAAUUCUAUACAACUGUCCUUUUUUAUUAAUUUUUUUUUAAAAUAUAAAACAAUAUAAAUUCAACAUGGCUGUCAACAGUGGUAAAGCACUGAGUACUGUACACUAAGUAAUUUGCACUAAGCACUAAGUACACUAAGUAAUUUGCACUGGUUGCCAUUUGCCAAUCGCAUCAAAUUCAAGGCACUGAUGUUUGCCUAUACAGAACAACCAGUGGCUCUGCACUGCUAUACCUAAACUCACUACUUCAGACUUAUGUGCCCUCCUGAAGCUUGCGUUCUGCAAGUGGACGACAUCCUGUGGUGCCAUCCCAAAAAGGCACAAAAUCACUUUCACUGACAUUUACAUUGACUGUUCCAUGCUGGUGGAAUGACCAACAGAACUGACAAACUGAACUUUUAUUUUUUUUUUGUCUUAAGCUAUCUUGCUUUUUAUUGCUAUGCUGCUAGUUCUAUGUAUGUUUGGGAAUCUGUAUGUGUAUUUAUUUGUGAGUGGUUUAGUUGUUAUUUACUUGUGAGUGGCUUUAACCAGACCUCAGUACUUAAUUUCGUUCCAGCUCAUGUACCAUGUUUUGGAAUGACAAUAAAAAUCAUUGAACCAUGAACAUACCUAAGUGAAGCCGAGUUGCUGAGUCUUUAGCCAUUUUCAAGAAACGGCUGAAGAUGCAUCUUUUUCAUCAACACUUGACACAUUAAUACUAACACUUAGUAUUCUGUUUUGUAUAUAUAUUUAUUUUUUAUUGAACUGUGCGCGUAUACUGUGCUAGACUAAUGGGACUGGUCACAGCAUUUGUAUAUUGUUGGUUUGAUUGCUUCUGUUGUUCUCAUUUGUAUGUCGCUUUGGUUUGUCUGCUAAAUGAUUAAAUGUAAAUGU
Messenger RNA from Megalobrama amblycephala (Wuchang bream), 2210 nucleotides. Its product is annotated as trace amine-associated receptor 1-like. NCBI's taxonomy places the organism in Eukaryota, Metazoa, Chordata, Actinopteri, Cypriniformes, Xenocyprididae. Gene Ontology annotation, cellular component: membrane. The transcript has a single exon. Gene Ontology annotation, molecular function: trace-amine receptor activity. Gene Ontology annotation, biological process: adenylate cyclase-activating adrenergic receptor signaling pathway. The record is from RefSeq and is a predicted model, not a curated record. The coding region runs from base 257 to 1264 and encodes 335 amino acids.